This is a messenger RNA of Marmota flaviventris (yellow-bellied marmot), 1691 nucleotides long. Lineage: Eukaryota; Metazoa; Chordata; Mammalia; Rodentia; Sciuridae. The record is from RefSeq and is a predicted model, not a curated record.
GGAGCUCCGAAUAUCUGCAAUACGGAGAUCAUUCGUACUCCAGAGUCUCCUGACUGGUGAGCAAGCAGAGGGGAGCAAGAGGGAUGGGGAGCGGCGCUGCGGAGAGGGGCCAGACUCACAGGCGGCCAGUGCUCCUUCCCUUCCUACUGUCUUUGUUCUGCCGGGCGCUCUCUGAGCAGAUCCGCUACAGGAUUCCCGAGGAAAUGCCCAUGGGCUCGGUAGUGGGAAACCUCGCCAAGGACCUAGGGUUCCGUGUCCUGGAGUUACCGACUCGAAAACUGCGUAUCAGUUCAGAGAAGUCUUACUUCACUGUGAGCUCAGAGACAGGGGAACUGCUUGUGAGCGGCAGGCUAGACAGGGAGCAGAUAUGCGGGAGGCAGCCAGUUUGUGCUCUGGAUUUUGAGGCUGUUGCUGAAAAUCCAUUGAACUUUUACCACGUGAGUGUGGAGAUCGAGGACAUUAAUGAUCACGCGCCAAAAUUUGCGCAUGUUUUCUUUGAUCUGCAAAUAAGUGAGUCUGCUCAGCCAGGCACACGAUUUAUAUUAGAAGUAGCAGAAGAUGCAGAUAUUGCAUUAAACUCUCUACAGAAUUAUAAACUCUCUCCAAGUCCUAAUUUCUCACUGAUAAAUAAAGAGAAACAAGAUGGUAGUAAAUACCCGGAAAUGAUAUUGGAGAAAACCUUAGACCGGGAACAACAGAGUUUCCAUCGUUUAAUCCUGACUGCCUUGGACGGUGGAAAUCCACCCCUAAGUGGCACCACUGAACUACGGAUUCAGGUCACUGAUGCCAAUGACAAUCCCCCUGUAUUCAACCAAGAAGUGUACAGAGUCAGCCUUCGGGAAAAUGUGCCUCCAGGCACCGCUGUACUGCAAGUGUCAGCCAUCGACCAGGAUGAGGGAAUCAACUCAGAAAUUACUUAUUCUUUCUACAGAACUGGGCAAGUCUUUAGUAUAAAUUCAAAGAGUGGGGAAAUUACGACUCAAAAGGUACUGGAUUUUGAAGACACUAAAGAAUAUUCUCUCUUAGUAGAAGGGCGGGAUGGUGGAGGACUGGUCUCACAAUGUACUGUUGAAAUUAACAUUCAAGAUGAAAAUGACAAUAGCCCAGAAGUUACAUUUCAUUCUCUGCUUGAAAUGAUUUUAGAAAAUGCAGUACCUGGAACACUAAUUGCUUUGAUCAAAAUCCAUGACCAAGAUUCUGGGGAAAAUGGGGAGGUUAAUUGUCGAUUAGAAGGUGAAGUCCCAUUUAAAAUAAUCUCUUCAUCUAAAAAUUCUUAUAAGUUGGUAACGGACAGGAACUUGGACCGAGAGCUGACCCCGGAGUACAAUGUCACCAUCACUGCCAUUGACAGGGGCAAACCGCCCCUUUCCUCCAGCAUAUUGGUCACUUUAAACAUUGGAGACGUCAAUGAUAAUGCUCCAAUUUUCCACCAGGCCUCCUAUGUAGUCUAUGUAGCAGAAAACAACCCUCCUGGAGCCUCCAUCGCUCAAGUCAGCGCCUCCGACCCAGACCUGGGGCCCAACGGCCAAGUCUCCUACUCCAUCGCGGCCAGCGACCUGGAGCCUCGGGCACUGUUAUCCUACGUGUCUGUGAGCGAACAGAGCGGCGUGAUGUUCGCACAGCGAGCCUUCGACCACGAGCAGCUUCGAUCCUUUGAGCUGAUUCUGCAGGCUAGUGACCAUGGUUCGCCC